Molecule: messenger RNA, 1038 nt
Organism: Fusarium mangiferae
Lineage: Eukaryota; Fungi; Ascomycota; Sordariomycetes; Hypocreales; Nectriaceae
Exons: 1
Coding region: 1-1038 (345 amino acids)
Molecular function (GO): protein binding
Source: RefSeq, a predicted model, not a curated record
AUGAUCUUCUCCAGUAUAUCCCUCCUCUCGUUGUUAUCGGGCGCACUGGCCAGUGCCGUCCCCCAAGGAGCGAAUACCUGGAAAACUUUACCUUCUAUCCCCAUUGCGCCCCGGCAAGAACAUGGCGUCGUAGCACUCUCGGAAAAGACCCUUGCGAUCAUCGGUGGAAUCGUUCCCAAUCGCGAAGCCAAUGGCUACGAGACGACUACUCUUAUGCAAUUCUUCAACACGCGCUCGAAUUCAUGGCGUCGAUACGUCACUGAGGCGCCCGUGAAAGUUAAUCAUCCCAAUGUCGCUGCAGUCAAUGGCAAGAUCUACCUUCUCGGCGGACUCUCAGAUAUCGAUAAUGGCGCUUGGCGAGCAUUUUCAGACUCAUGGGUCUACAAUCCCGACGUUGACGAGUGGACGGAGCUCGACCCGGUCCCCGAGAGUGAAGAGCGAGGAAGUGCGGCGAUCGGUGUUUAUGGAAAUAUUAUCUACAUGGCUGGAGGUAUGCGGACCUUGGAGCCAGUUGGACCAGGCGGAGAACAAGACACAGUCGACUUUGUCUCUGCCUUCAACACCAAGACUUUACAAUGGAUCGAUCUUCCUUCAGCAGCAAAGAAGCUCCCUGAAGGUCGCGAUCACGCAGCAGCCUCCAUCGUCGGAACCAAAUUCUACGUUCUCGGCGGUCGUCUCCGCGGCCAACGCAAUGUCAAAGACACAGUUUUCAUCCUCGACCUAGAAAAUCUAGAAGCUGGCUGGACAACCAGCGAAGGCAGAAUGCCUACGCCGCGCGGUGGUGCAGUUUCCGGCACAAUCGGCACCAAAGUCUACGUUUUAGGCGGCGAAGGGAACACAGCGCCCGAGUCGGAGGGCAUGUUUGACCAGAUUGAGGCCUUUGAUACAAAGACCGGGAAGUGGGAGGAGCUCGGGACGAUGAAGUUGCCAAGACAUGGAGGUGCGGCUGUUGCGAUUAAGGGUGGCAUUUACCUUCCAGGUGGAGGCAUUACGGAGGGAGGUUCUCCGGUUGAUACCCUGGAUGUCUACUGGCCGUAG